GCCGAGAGAUGAGCCCCCGCCAGAGGAGGGGCCUGUGCUGGGAGCCAAACGCCGCAUUCCUCAGGCUCGGCUCAGAGCCCAGCGGGAGCCAGGGCGCAGCGCCCGGCCUCGGGCCACCGAGGGAGCCCCCUUGCACCAUGCGACCCUCGGGCCUGGCACCCCAAGGCGUGUCCGGACCGAGGACUCUGGGUCCGCCCUCCAGGGGGAGAAGGAGGCUGGCUCGAUGGUGAUUCCAGGAACCCGGGACCCUCUGGAUCCCGGAGCUGGGGGCCCACUGGAAUCCCAGAAGCCCGGAUCCUGCGAGGCCCAACCUCCCUGCUCCGCAUCCACGCCUCCCGCCAGGACCCAGAAAAUCUCUCCCGGUGUCCCCUGAGGACAGGCCCCUGGUCUUCGCCCUCGAAGCCCCUGAGACUGCGGUGCCCCUGCGCCGGUGCCAGCCCAGCCGCCACGCCUCGCCGGAUGGGGUGGUGACCGUCCCGCACCAUGUGGUCCAACAGCAGCGCCCUGGGGCCCUGCUUCCGGCCCACCAACACCACGCAGGAGGAGCGGCGUCUGGUGGCCUCGCCCUGGUUCGCUGCCUCCUUCUGUGUGGUGGGCCUGGCCUCCAACCUGCUGGCGCUGAGCGUGCUGGCCGGUGCCCGGCAGGGCAGCCCCUGCCCGCGGUCCUCCUUCCUGGCCCUCGUGGGCGGCCUGGUGCUCACGGACCUCCUGGGGCUGCUGAUCACCGGCACCGUGGUGGUGGCCCAGCACGCCGCGCUCUUCGACUGGCGCGCCGUGGACCCCGGCUGCCGCCUCUGCCACUUCAUGGGCGUGGCCAUGGUCUUCUUCGGCCUGUGCCCGCUGCUGCUGGGCGCCGCCAUGGCCUCCGAGCGCUACCUGGGCAUCACCCGGCCCUUCUCGCGCCCAGCAGCCGCCUCGCAGCGCCGCGCCUGGGCCACGGUGGGCCUGGUGUGGGCGGCGGCACUGGCGCUGGGGCUGCUGCCCCUGCUGGGCCUGGGCCGCUACACCGUGCAGUACCCGGGCUCCUGGUGCUUCCUCACACUGGGCGCCCAGCCAGGGGACGUGGCCUUCGGCCUGCUGUUCGCGCUGCUGGGCGGCCUGUCGGUCGGACUGUCCUUCCUGCUCAACACCAUCAGCGUGGCCACCCUGUGCCACGUCUACCAUGGGCAGGAGCCCGCCCAGCAGCGCCCGCGGGACUGCGAGGUGGAGAUGAUGGUCCAGCUCCUGGGCAUCAUGGUGGUGGCCAGUAUCUGCUGGACGCCACUGCUGGUCUUCAUCGCCCAGACGGUGCUGCAGGACCCGCCUGCCAUGAACCCGGCGGGGCAGCUGUCCCGGGCCACCGAGCAGCGGCUGCUCAUCUACCUGCGCGUGGCCACCUGGAACCAGAUCCUGGACCCCUGGGUCUACAUCCUGUUCCGCCGCGCCGUGCUGCGGCGCCUGCACCCGCGCCUCAGCGCCCGGCCCAGGUCGCUGUCCCUGCGGCCGCAGCCCGCCCGGGGGUCCAGGCUGCAGUAGGGCCUGCGCAGACCCGGGCCUGGCCCCCCGCGGACCCGUCCUCUCUCACCUGGAGCCGCCUCCCCGGAGCCCCACUCCCAGCCCCGACGAGGGAGGCGCGGGACGCUGCGCCCAGGACCUGCCGCGGCCGGGCGCUCCGGGGAACCCGCCCGCCAGGCUCUGCCUGGAAGCCGCCAGCGCCGUCGCCCCUUCUUGCCCAAAUACACCUGCGGCCCCGCUCUAGUCCCUUCGCUUCCGGAAGCAGCGGCCUGGGCAGGGGAGGGUACGGGGUCCCGCCUCGCAGGGCGAGGGAUGGAGGACCGGCUGCGCGCGCCUCAUGGACGGAGCGUGCGUGCGCCCAGCCCUUUAAACCCAGCUGGCGGCUGGGGAGAAGGGAGGGAGGGGCGUCGGCGGGACGCUGACCGAAGCAGGCCCGCAGGUGCUCCGCAACCAGGCAGGGCGGCCUCCCGCCCAGGAAGAGCCCAGGAGCGCGCGGCACACAGCGGGCGCGCCGCAGGCCUCGGCCUGAUGUCCGUCCAUUCCCAGCCCCACAGUGACACAGGCGGCUGCAGGGCGCCAGGGGCCUUUAUUGCCAGGAGCCCUGAGGUACCGAGGAGAGAGCGCCCGCCUUCCCGCCCCGCCUGGAUCUGCUUACACCUCCCCGAAACCAGGGCCCUGAAACCCAAGCCCCUGUUUCCAUCCUCCGCACCUGCUGGGAAAUGAGGUCACCUGCCUCAUCUGGGGGCCAGCUGGGAGGGACAGGAGCCAGGAAGAUGUCAUGGGCAAGCUACCAGUGGUGCGGGAGGGGCCCUGACUCCCUGAGCUUGGGGGAGGGGCACAGGGUGCCGGGACCCCAGGAGGUACCCCGGGGACAGGACUAGGAGUGGCAGAUAUGGUGGGUCGGGUCCCAACUGGGGCUUGGGGAAAAGGGCUGACUUCUAGGGGGCGAGGGAACUGGCGGCGGGCGGCAGGUGGGAGGUGGUGGCGCCCUGCUUGGGGCCAGGGCUGGCCUAGGUCCCUGUCCCAGAUGGCGGGGCUGAGGUGCAAG
Molecule: messenger RNA, 2542 nt
Organism: Sciurus carolinensis (gray squirrel)
Lineage: Eukaryota; Metazoa; Chordata; Mammalia; Rodentia; Sciuridae
Gene: Tbxa2r
Product: thromboxane A2 receptor
Exons: 4
Coding region: 484-1515 (343 amino acids)
Biological process (GO): positive regulation of cytosolic calcium ion concentration; positive regulation of vasoconstriction; inflammatory response
Cellular component (GO): plasma membrane
Molecular function (GO): thromboxane A2 receptor activity
Source: RefSeq, a predicted model, not a curated record